This is a messenger RNA of Columba livia (rock pigeon), 3188 nucleotides long. Its product is annotated as coiled-coil domain-containing protein 81-like. The transcript has 13 exons. The coding region runs from base 788 to 2575 and encodes 595 amino acids. The record is from RefSeq and is a predicted model, not a curated record. Gene Ontology annotation, cellular component: centrosome. NCBI's taxonomy places the organism in Eukaryota, Metazoa, Chordata, Aves, Columbiformes, Columbidae.
CACAUCAUACAUAUGGGGUGGUUUUCUGACCCCAGACACCGUUCUCACUGGCCUGGGCCGUCACGUCGUGCACUCAUAAAAAACACUUCCGUCCAAUCUGGCCAAGGCCCUUUAGCUGGAACCGCACAUCCUGCCAUUCCCACAAGAGUUAUCGACCCUGAACCCUUGGACGGCCCGUGGGACCAGACGGGCGGCCUGGAGCCGGGAAGCAGGGAAGGGUGGAAGGAAGCCCAUCGGCGCUUGCAGCCCGGUGUCCCCAUGUGGGGACAUGGCAGGGGUGAGCCCCAGCCUGGGGAAACCCCUCCCGCUCAGGAGACAGUGGGGUGGGGGCAGCUCCCUGCAGCCCCUGCCCACUGCAGAGCCCCUGGCAGGGCCUGGGGGGCAGGUGUGUGCAGCCCCUGUGUGACACGGUCUGGGGUCACAGUGGGACAGCCGCACGUCACAGUGGUGACAGCCCCCCUUUCCCUCUCGUGACCAGCAUCUGCCCCACUCACCCCGGUGAGGCCGAGUCGACUCCAGGCGCUGGGAGCUGCUCUCGCCACCGCUCUGCUCUGGAGUAGCUGCUCUGCAGUGAGGAGGAGAAGGUGGAGAGAGGGAGCACGACAGCACCAAGGAGGGUGAAGGUGGAGGAGGAGAAGGAGGAGAAGAAGGAGGAGAAGGAGGACAAGGAGGACAAGGAGGAGGAGGAGAGCGGAGAGGAGGAAGAGGAGGCGUUUUGCGGGAAGCAGGAAAGCCAUCGUCCAGCCACUCUCUGCAGUUGUUGACCUGAAGCAGGAGUGGAACUAAGAUGGCAGGACGCCUCUUCUUGCAGCCUCACCUGGCUCCAACCAUCCAGAAGCUGGAGCGUUAUGAGUUCGCUAAGAUUUGGGCCAGCGCAUCGUCUCACCUCAGCCUGCAGCUGGCUCUCCACCAGGCUGUCCGCAUUCCCGGAAUCGGGACUUUUGCGGUUGUCACAAAGCGAGUAGCCCUCAGUGAGCAGGAUCUGGUGAUGGUGGAGAGACCCGUGUUUCAACUUGAACAGGCUGUUGCGCAGGACCAUGAGCUCCGCUGCGGCUGCAUAGACAUUCCUGGCCGUCAAGAUGUUGAGCAACUGCCGUUUGCUCAGAUAGCCUCAGAGAACGCUGUCUCUGAGGGCACCGUGCAGCUUUACAUGAAAAGGACCACGCACCUUUUCCAUGCCUGCCUAGAGAACAGGGAGAACGUUGCCAUCAUCUGGAGGGACGUGGGCAUGCUGAUCGUCCAGGGAAAAGACAUAAAAAUGAGAUUUUACUUAGACUUUCUGGAAAGGCUGAAUGGCAGUGGCAAGAUGCUGCAAGCUCUUCUCGAGAUGCCGGAGAUGAGGGACUCGGUCAUCUCGCGCCAUGACACCGCUGCUUCCCAGACCUCUUCUGGACGGGUUAUGGUCCUGCCGUGGUACCAACUUGAGACCGUGCCUAAAAUGCCAGUGCUGAUAGACCUGCCGGGACGUGUGCCGAGAAGAGAGGAUGUUGCCGAGAAGCGCCUCCUUCGUCGAGCAAGGCUUUCUCCAAAUCGGUUACCUGCACUGCCUGUGAAGCCGGAGCAGGGUCAGAAAGCUGAGGGGAGUGAGCCUCGCGCCAGGCAGCUACCAGCUGUCCAGAGGAGCUGCUUGAAGGAAAAGGAGGAGAAAGGAAAGCUGCCGCCUCUGGUCGGACCCGGAACAGUGGACUUCAUUGCCAGAGCCAUGGAGAGGAGAGAAAAGAGAGAAAAGAAGAAACGGGAGAAGAAGAAGAAGAAGAAAGAGGAGCAGCUUCCACCAUAUAUCCGGAAAUUCCUGGAAGAAGAGGAAAAGAAGAAAAAAGAGGCGGCGGCAGCGGAAAAAAGGAAACAGCGCUCAGGCGGAGCAAUGAAAGCAAAGGCCGAGGCAGAAAAGGAGACACCCAGUGUGACAGGAAAGGGAGAACAACCAAAGGAGAUGCAGAGGAUCCAGGAAUCCAGCUCCUCCGAGUGCUCCUCAGACAGCUCCCCGAGCAGCGUGGAGUCAGACGAGUCCAGCUGUGACGAGCUGGAGAUCAGGACGAUUAUGGAGAACUGGGAAGAUGCCGGAGAAGAGCCCCCCACAGUCCCUGAGGACAACAGCGUCCCCCCUAAGCGGAGCCUUUCCCCACGGACAGACCGGGCCCUGCGGGAGGUGGUGACCUGCAUCCUGGGGCAGGUGGCCCGCAAGAGAAGAGGGGAGAGGGAUGAGCAGCUGGAUCUGCAGGACAAGCUCCAGUGCGAGCUGGCAGUGCUGCGGUGGGAACGGUCGGGGAAAGAGGCAGGCAGCAGCCAACGCCUGCGGGAAGCUGCACCCCAGGCUGCACCCCCUGCCAGGCCAGGGGAGAGGAGGGCAGGACCGGCGCAGCCCCGCGAGUGCACGGAGGAGGGAAGACGCAAGCUCUGGGACUCCUUGCGCAGCAAGAUAGAGCAGAAGCGCAGCAGCGGCACCGCCAAAGGCCUGGAAAAAAGAGCCAGAGCUACGGGAGGCCCAGGUACCGCAGGCAGUGAAAAGCAGCUGGGAAAAGAGCGUUCCCAGUGGAGUCUUUGCCUUUUGGAGUGCCCGCCUCUGAAAAAGUGAGCGUGGGCAGCUUCAGGCCAGAGCUGGGCAAAGAGGGUGUUUUCCUGACAGCCCUGGGGGCACGGAGAGCAGCAGGGCGGGACUGCAUCCCGGGGACCUGGACCUGCUCUCUCCAGACAGAAGCAGAUCCCACGCCAUGUGUGCUGGCCAGACUUGUUGCUCUGCACCUCUGUGCAUACAAGACUACCGAGCUUUGUAUUCAACUCCGCAGCUCUGGAGAGCACAUCUGCUCCACGUCGGCCGGUGCCAGGAGACCGUCUCGGGCGCUGAGGCUCCCGAGAGAGGCGUCCAGCAAGAGCCUCCUGCGGCGUGACGAGCGCCAGCGCCGGCCAGCCAGGCUGCUAACACCAGCUCUUGCCCCUGAUCAGUAAAGCCCCACCUGCAAACCGCUGGGUCUGACACUGUGGGUGUUUCCUUGGUGGCUGUGGAAGCUGCGCUGGGCAGUGGGUGAGCGCUGGUGGGGCAGGGAAAGGCCUGCAGGGAAGAGGGCUGGAGCUUCAGCCCUGCUCCAAGGGCAGCCCUCCCCAAGGCUCUGCUGGACCGGCUCGGCUGCGGCCCCGCUCUUGGUGCCCCUGCACCCCGUGUCCCUGGCACUGAGCCUGCCGCAGCUGCA